GUUUCCGACAAGGAAAGUUACUCGAGAUCCGUUCGGAAUUCCUUUCGGAGCGGCGGCUUUGAUCUGGGUUUCGGUCGUUCGCACGCGCAGUGAUUUGAAUUAAAUUGAGGGUAAUUGCAAUGUCGCAGAGCCGCGCGCGCUCCCCGUCCUCGGAGCCCGACGCCACCUCCGAUCCCGGGUGCGAGCCCAGCGGAGCCGAGCCCUGCGCGCUCUGUCCAGUGUGCGCGCAGCGCUUCCGCGACCCCCGCAUCUUACCCUGUCUGCACAGCGUGUGCGCGGACUGCGCGCGGCGUCUCGAGCCUUUCCGCGACCCCGCUCCGGCUCCGGGUCCGAACGCGGGCUCCGUCUCCGUCCUGUGUCCGCAGUGCGAUGCCCAGGUGGAGCUGCCCCCCGGGGGGGUCGAGGAGCUGCCGCCCGACCACCUGGCGCUCGACCGCGUCUUCCUGGAGAGCCUCAGCCUGGGGUGGGAGGACGGUCCAGGGUCCGAGCCGGGGGCGGGGCUGCGCCUGGCCUGCGACCUGUGCGGGGAGGGCGGCGCGCAGUACCGCUGCCAGGUGUGCAGCACGAACCUGUGCACCUUCUGCAGCCAGGCGCACAGGAGGCAGAAGCGGACGUCGGCUCACAGCGUGGAGCUGCUGCUGGACCUGAGGGCCCAAGGGCGGCUCUCGCGCCCGACUCUCUGCCCCCUGCACCCCGGGCUGCGCCUGCAGCUCUACUGCGAGCCGUGCGACGCGGCCAUGUGCGGUGAGUGCUCCUCGACCGCCCACAGGGGGCACCGGUGCAUCCCCGCCCACGAUGCUGCUGACCGCCACGCCCAGCACAUCCGCCGGCUGCUCGAGGACAUACGGCCCCGCCUGGCCCACCUGGAGGGGGCGCUGCGGCUGGUGGAGAGCUCCCAGAAUGCGCUGCGGGCACGGGCCGACGAGGUGGCGCAGGAGGUGCGGGCGUUUGCGCGGGACUACGCCGUCGCCGUGGAGCAGCACUGCGGCGCCCUCCUGCAGCGCCUAGAAGACGUGUGUCUGCACCGCCGCAACCUGCUCCACCUGCAGAGGGCGCAGCUGAGGCAGACGCUGGCCGACGUGCGGGGGGGCGCGGACUUUGCCGAGCGCCUGCUGACCGCUGGGUCCGAGGUGGCCGUGCUCAGCGCCAAGGCGGUCGCGGUACGGCGGCUGGAGGGGUUGGUGGACGGCAGCCCCAGGUUCGACCCCCCGCCUGUGGCGGCGGACAGCAGCACCAUCUACUUCCUCCCCCAGGAAAGUGCAGGACAGGUGGGGGGCUUCCCCAUGGUGGGGGUCAUCCAGGCCAAGGUUGUGGAUCCCAGCAAGUGCGUCCUUCAAGGAGAAGGUGCGCAGCGGGGCCGGGAGGGGCAGCAGGGACAUUUCACGCUGCUCUGCAGGGACACGACUGGGGAGCCCAUGGGCAGGGGGGGGGACGCCGUACUCGUCAGCAUCGUCCACAGGGACCGCAGGGACUGCACAGCGGAGGCCACGGUGGUGGAUAACGGCGACGGCUCCUACAGGGUGUCCUACACACCCUCGGAGCCUGGAUUGUAUUCAGUGUGGGUGUGUGUGAGGGCCCAGCACAUCAAGGGCUCACCCUUCGUCCUCGCGGUCAAUAGGAAGUUCCAGAAGCACCAUGGUGUGUUCCACUGCUGCUCCUUCUGCUCCAGCGGGGGUGCCAAGGAGGCCCGCUGUGCCUGCGGGGGGUCGAUGCCAGGUGGGUACCAGGGGUGUGGUCACAGUCACCCAGGGCACCCAGGAAGGGCCCAUUGGUCGUGCUGCGGCAGCACAGUAGAGAUCUCCGAGUGCGUGAGUGGGGUGGGGUCCGCAUGUGGCAUCAUCAGGACCGUGGCCCUUUGAGAGUCAUCGCCACCAAGACCCCACCCACAUGGAGUGACAUCACCACUAAAACUCCACCCCCAGCAGGUGUCAUUGCUGCAGAGACUCCGCCCCGUCUAAGACGGUCCCUGCAGCGUGUCGGACCCCUGGAGGCUGAGGACAGGACCACUUCCGAUUCGGACCAGACACGGUGGCUCCUCCCACCUCCCUGUCGCUGUGUUCCUCACUGUGGUGCCUUAAUAUUUUACACUAUUUUUCAGGGGAACCUUCUGGAAACAAACUCAUCAUUUAUAUACACACAUAGAUGGGUAAAUAAUAGGGUUUUUGUACAAAGCAUGUGCUGCAGCGCAGUGACGCUGUACCACGGUCCCGUUGGGCCAAUUACCAUGAUGGGUAAGGGUAAAAAUGGACUACAGUCUCCGAUAAAAGCAAUUAAAACACCCAAUAAGAGUAAUUUCCACGUGGGACAACAUAUUUUGUUUGACUGAAACUGUUUCUAUCUUCCCUUGAAGAGAGACUAGAGCCUCUGUGUUCACAGCAGGAUGUUUGUUCUAGAUGCUCCCGAGUGAUGAACCCACUGUACCCCAGUACUGUACUGCACUGCCCUGCGCUCCAGUAAAACACUUAUCAUGUCACAUGACUGAUGCAAGAUCAAAUACAAAAGGAUACAUUUGUACUUUGAAGUGUGACGAACAUUAAUCGGUCUUUGAUUUUCACUGCCCUUCAAAGGACUAAAGGAAGGAGUGAUUAAUUGCGGUAAUUAACUCUGUUACUGAGUAACUGACAAGUGAAAAAUGUUGAGAAAACGGGUUCCAGUAACAUGUUGGAUUAACUGUAACUCGGAUUUAGUUCAAAAAUAAUUUUCCUCCUGCUGUCAGUCCUGUGUGUUCACUUC
Molecule: messenger RNA, 2733 nt
Organism: Scleropages formosus (Asian bonytongue)
Lineage: Eukaryota; Metazoa; Chordata; Actinopteri; Osteoglossiformes; Osteoglossidae
Product: tripartite motif-containing protein 45-like
Cellular component (GO): nucleoplasm
Molecular function (GO): protein binding; ubiquitin protein ligase activity; zinc ion binding
Source: RefSeq, a predicted model, not a curated record